AACAGUUGGCUGACUGCUCCCAAGAAAACCGGCGACGAGCCUCCAUAGCCGGCAGUCUGACCGCACACCUUCUGCUCUCAAUUCAUCAUUACUGCAACAGCAACCAAGCAAGAUACAUUUAAAGCAGAACUUGAUCCAUUCACUUAAACACAUCAACACCGAGCUAUUUAUAAACCACGCAACACUUUCUCGACAUAUCUGUGAGGAGCUCGGAGAUUAGAGAUAACGGCUGCAGGAUGGAGACGCAGAUACAUGUGCCCGUCGGCUCGCCGGUUAUUAGAAAAAUCCCCAUUUUCGUGGACGAACACAACGUGACGGAGGGAGCCAUGAAGCUGAUUAAAGAGCUGAGACCAGCGUGGGACCCGAGCCAUGUCAAGACCAAGCUCUUCACCGAUGGAACCACCAACAAGCUAGUGGGCUGCUAUGUGGAUGACAGUCCAGAGGAUGUGGUUCUGGUCCGAGUAUACGGGAACAAGACGGAGCUGAUUGUGGACAGAGACAAUGAGCUCAAAAGCUUUCAGGUGCUACAUGCUAAUGGCUGUGCUCCUCGCCUCUACUGCACCUUCCAGAACGGCAUCUGCUAUGAGUUCAUGCAGGGGGACGCUCUCGGGACGCAGGAUGUCAGAGAUCCUUCCUUACUCAGAAUGAUAGCCAGAGAGAUGGCACGUAUACAUGCCAUCCAUGCACACAAUGGCUGCAUCCCCAAGCCCAACCUCUGGAUCAAGAUGCGAAAAUACUUCUCCCUCGUGGCCACCGAGUUCACGGACCAAGCAUCUAAUGUUAGAAUCCAGCAGGAGGUUCCUAGCAAGGCGGUGCUGGAGCAGGAAAUGUUGUGGAUGAAAGAGCAUCUCUCCACUCUGGGCUCCCCCGUGGUGCUCUGCCACAAUGACCUGCUCUGCAAAAACAUCAUCCACAACAGCAAAGAGGGUCAUGUUCGCUUCAUAGACUACGAAUACUCCAGCUACAACUACCAGGCCUUCGACAUCGGGAACCACUUCAAUGAAUUUGCAGGAAUGGCGGAGCUGGACUAUGGGCUGUACCCCAGUCGGGAGAUGCAGAUGGACUGGCUCAAAGUGUACCUGCAGGCAUACAAACUCUUCACCAAGAAAACUGAGGAGGUCAGCCCGCGAGAGCUGGAGACGCUCUAUGUACAGGUCAACAAGUUUGCUCUGGCUUCUCACUUCUUUUGGGGAUUCUGGGCGCUCAUUCAGGCCAAAUACUCCUCCAUCGACUUUGACUUCCUAGGGUACGCUGUGCUGCGUUUCAACCAAUACUUUGAGACCAAACCUGCAUUGAUGGCCCUGCAGAUCCCAGAAUGAGAGGAGACCAAAAGCCAGACUGUGGAGAGAAGACAGGAGGGAAGGUGGAACAGUUUUCUAUGCUGGGACUUCCUGUACGGUGCAAACUCUUCUCUGUGAGCCAGCUGUAGAUGGACCUCUGCUUGGUCUCCCCAGCAUCCUUUUUCUGCAACAAGCGCAAUUACUCUGCUCCAACUUAGCUCCACGUCUACCACAACUCUAGCUCAAGAAUGAUAACGCUUCCAUGGGGUCUGUGUGUAUGUGUGUGACUGUAUGCUUGUGUAUGUUUGCGUUUUUAAUUUAUCUUAAAAAGCCAGACGUGCUGCUUUCCCUCUUCGGACAACUGAACAAGGCGUAGUGAGCACAGCAGUCUGAGCUAACGUAGAGAUGACAGACUGUAAACCUGCCUAAUGUCUGUCAGUCUGCUCAACAACGCUGGUAAUGAAGGUCAAAAGAGGGACGGGACUGUUAAGGAGGGUUUGAUGCUGAUAUUGACAGAUAGUUUGUCCUGUCCUCUGUGCACUGUAUCUCUGGCUCAAUGCCUCAUUCUAGUUAGAAACUGACUACAGAGGUAUUUCACCUGGGAUUCCUCAGAUAUGGCAUGUGUGUGUGAUGAGACCAUUCCUCCUCCUGUCUGCAGAUAUUUUAACACUUUAAGUUUUGAUUUGUUUUCCCGAUCGUUCCUCUAUUUCCUCCAUCUUUGGUGCUAAGUGCUUGCAGCUGCACAAUUUCUGCACUGCACUUCCCAGGGAUCACCUGUGCAUCAAACAGCGGGCGGUACUGUGUCAUCAUUUUCUUUUCCCUCUUCAGUUUGAGCCUCAGUCAGCUUCUCUUGUAGUGAUUCCAAACUGCUGCUAGAAAUGUGAAACGGACAUUUCUGUGCGCUAGUGGACUUUUCAGCUGGAAGGAGCUACCAGACACUGAAGCCUUUCAUGGACCGGCUUUAGCUUGCAUCACUAUUGUGUUCUAGCAAUGGGUGAUAGAAAGUAGCUAAAUGUGCAUGUAUUUAUUUAUGUGAAGGCAUUGUGGAUUAUUUAACAUCUCAGGUGAAACAACUCUUCAGUUUGUGUUGCUCUGUGUUGAACUGGGAAGGGAUGUGAAGCAGGAGGGGAGAGAGAUGCUGACACGUCACUCUCAACCCUGUGUGCAUUUCUGCCCUCCAAGCGUUUUCCACCUUCUUGACUUUUAUGGUUACAGCGAACCGCUCCGUUAAACUUUCCAUUUAAACUAUUCCAGACCUCCUGGAAAAUCACAACCUCCAUCUCCCCUACUGUCACCCCCCCCCCCACUCCUCCCCUCUUUUAUGCCCUCCUGUGUCUGCUCCCUCCUCACCUUACUCUUUGAUCUCCUCCCACCACAGUUUAGUUUCAUCUCUCCCCUUUAUCUGAUUGCCAUUGAGGCAGUAGCACCUGUUCCACAGACCUGUUAACAUCAGAAGCUGCUCCCAGCCCGACACUGUAAUCCAGUCCCAUUCACUUCUCACAUUUAGAGCCAAAUUUUCUUACGUAAUCAGACAUUGCAUAAUACCGGGGGUCAUAUCAAGGCUAGCUUUCAAAAAGAGCCAGGGAUGGGUUAUCUGGGGCUGUGUGCUGUCAUCAGAUCACCUGGUACUUGAAUGGAAAAAACUUAGCAUUCGACUCUCCAGAAAUGUAGUCAUUGCAAGAAAGAAACACACACACACACACACACACACACACACACACACACACACACACACACACACACGAUUCCAAUGAUAUUAUACAUCAAAAUCUACAGGCAAGUACUACAGCCUAUGUGUAAAAAAUGUUGAAUAAAACCUUUAGUGACUCUAGAGUGGGGAUGAGGAUCAGGGUCAGGUAUGAGAAAAAAUAAUGAGAAGAGGAAAAUGUUGAGAAAAGUGUAGAAAUGUCCAGUAUAAAGUCAACUUUUUGAGUUCGGUAAAGUAGACUGCAAGCUACAACCUGAUUUUCCUCAAUAUGUCUAAAAGAUAUGGUUUCCCAAAACAAUAGUUGUUCUAAAAAUAUCAAUCAGUGUUUCCCAAACCACAAGAUGAUGUCCUCAAAUCUCUUGUUUUGUCCACAAACCAAAGAGAUAUUCAGUUUAUUGUCAUAAAGGAAGAAAGAAACCUAUUCUGAUACAUUUAAUUGGCCAAGAGGCCGAAAAUAGGUGGAAAAAGCUACAAAUACUACAAAACGACGUAUCCGCUUUCCCGGCUUUAAUGGUAGAAUAACGCAACAGUGCCCCUGGUUUUAAUGGUAGAAAUGCGAUAAUGCUUUCCCGCCUUAAAUGGGUUAAUACACCACAGGACACAGUGACACUGAACAUAUCUUCGGCCUUUGUACUCCAGAGAUUUAGUACUGUGCUUCCAUAAAAGGGGGACUUGUGAGAUACAGUUAAAAAGUCAAAACUGAAGUAGUAGAGGCUGAAGUAUCAUGUCCUGUAGCCCCUAGUAUGGGUCUAACAGUAAAAACAGUGAAUCCUACACUUCCCAUAAUGCAACACAAUAGCAUCUUUUUUCAGCCCUUCCCUGACUGGCAAAUGCCACGUCUUUCAAACUUAACUGGAGUCUAAAAUUCCAAGCUGAAAUGACUCGUGGUGUCACAUGAGUCUAGGGUCAUUAUUUAAAUUAUUGAAUAUUUUACAGGUUAUUAUUUUUUCAAUACAUUUAUUUAAUUCAUAAAAAAAAAGAAAAUAAGCUCAUCAAAACUUCCUUCUUUAAAUGUUUUUUUUUGUUUGACCAACAAUCCAAAACCCCAAAAUAUGGCAAAAAAUAGCUCCUGAUCAACACACUGGACAAGCUGGAUUGGCAUUUUCUCACAUUUUUUGCUUAAAAUGAUGCAGAUUCAACAAGAGUCAACUAAAUAAGCGACUUACUGGCUCAGCUCUAGGUUUAACAAAGCCUCUCCAGAGCCCCCGAAGACAUUAUACAACAGUUUUUACAGGCUGAGUACUAAUCAUGACCAGUAAACUGACUUCAUUUUUCAUGAGUGUCCCUUUAAUAAGCACAGGAGCUCUUAAUGGCUCAUAUGCAUUAAAACGUGUCCUUUUUUCCUCAUUCUGGCAGUGGUGUCAGAUUGAACCAGACAUUGAUGCCAGGCUGUGUCCUCUCUCUGACCCACACACUCUUCAGGAUAGCAGCCCCUCUUAGGCCCAGUAGGGGGGGACAGUGAGUCCUGACCUUUGUCCUCCGCUGCAGCUCUCAUGUAACUGAUAGGCUUAAUAAUUUACUGAGUGAGCAGUCGGCCUUCAGAACAGCAGAGGAGACACUAACUGAUGUUAAUUGUUGUCAGUGUGGACAGUCAACCUGAGUGAGUGUUUUCAGAAGGAUCAGUGGCUCUGAUGUGAGGAUUAGAACCUUCUGAAUGUCAAUUCUAACCUGUUUUUAGGCUGUGAGUGUGAAUAGGUUUAAGAGUUACUUAGUGAAGCAGGUACUCAUGAUGGCACAUAUUUGGGAGCAUAAAGCUAGCACUGAAAUUGUCUUAAAAAAGCUGAAAUAACCCACAUCACUAGUAGGGCUGGGCAAUAUGGACCAAAAGUCAUAUCCUGAUAUAUUUAGUCUUAAUAUCGACAAUUGAUAUAUAUCCCUAUAUUUUUAUCACAAAGUGAGAGCAAAUGUUCAGUCAAAGUCAAAUAUGACAUGUCAAGUUGUUUUAUUCAAACCGUUUAAUUAAGUGAACAUAAAUACUGUAUAACAGGAUUCUUUUUUUUUUUUUUUAACAUCAAAGCUCCAUAAAGUGCACAUUUAAAUAAAAAAAUAUCUUAAAUAAAAAUAGCCUAUGGAAAAAAAUAGGCCAAUCUUUUUCUGCAAUAAAUAUAAUUAUAUGAGAAAAGAAUAACGAACAUUACAAAAGAACUAAAUAUGACAAACCUUAGGGCAGCAUUUAUAUAUAUAGAAAUAUUUGUUUAACUAUCGAUAUAUAUCCAAUAUGAUCUAAUUCCAUAUCACAUUUAAAAAUAUAUCAAUAUAUCUUAUAUCGAUAUAUCACCCAGCCCUAAUCACUAGUGCAAUUCAUUUGAAGAUAAUCAAGAGGCCCUUAUUUUAGGGGACUAAUAGUGGAGUAAUCUGCUUAGUAGAUUUGCAGACAAAGGCCAAAUUAGUGAGCUUUCUGCUUGAACGCACAAUCCUAAUACCAUGGUAGGAAUUCAGCCUGGAUAUAAAAGGGCAUUUGCACUGAAUACAUUUCUCCUUUCACUUAUUAGAGGACACUGACCCUGAGUGGAACUCUUUGGUUGACACAGUUUACGAUUUGGAAGAUCCAAAUGAGGGCAGGUUUAUUUAGUUUCCUUUGAAAGUGAUUCUAACACUCCAGCAGUGAGCGAUGUUAGGGGCUGGAGCUAAAUGUAGGGUUGAGCUGAAAACACAUUCCACACUAAAUUGGGGUUGUCCUAAAAACUCUGCUCUCUUUUGGCAGUUUGCUAAUAUUUUAGGAGCCGUUUGGCCUGUUGAUCACCUUACCCACUAUGUUGUAUGGCAUCAAAAAACACCCCUGAUUCCAAAAAAGUUGGGAUGGUGUCUAAAGCACAAAUAAAACUGAGCAUGAUCAUUGCUAAUCAUUUGUGGCAUACAUUCCACUUAAAACUGUACAAAGAGAAUAUAUUUAAUGCAAUUUGAUGCCAGGAACAUAAUCUGAAAAAAGAUGGCACAGGUACUGGUUUACCUGUUUUACCUUUAGUUACUCAACAUAAUCUCUAUUGUCAUAUUUUGCUAUUCACAAUAUGUCACACAUUUUCAAUCGGAGACAGGUCUUUACUUGCAUUUGUUGUAAACCUACUCACAAAUUAUUUGGAUUAUCCCCACAGUGGUGAACUCACCUGAUCCUUGCUUGUGAGCAUCUUUCAGGGAUGCUCAUUUCAUACCCAAUCAUGAUACGAUCACCUGUUCCAAAUAACCUGUGGAAUAUUCCAAACAUGCAUUUUUACAGCUUUACACCACUUUCCCAGUCUUUUGUUGCCCCUGUCUCAACUUUUUUGAAAUGUGUUGCUGGCAUCAAAUCAAUAACGAGCAUGUUUUUACAGAAUCCAUGAAGCCGAUCAAGUAAAACAUAAUUUAUAUUCUCUUUGUCAUAAAGAAUUAGAAACAUUAUAGCAUUCUGUUUUAUUUACACAGCAGCCCAACUUUUUUGUAAAGGGGGUUGUGAUCUUGUGAGUUACUGAAAUAGUCCAGUGUGUACUCUAAAGGCUUCAACAUGCGUCAGACAUGCAUUCUAAAACCACUGGGGUUCCCUUAUCUCUACACUGGAAAAAAACACUAGUAACCAUACAGUAAGUUAAAGGCACAGCACACCAACAGAAAUCACAUGUUGAAAUGUCUUCAAAGAGUCGCUUAAUGCCUGGAUGGAAAGCAGCGUUUUUAACAGCUGUCUUGGGUUAAAUGUUUCAAGUCUAUUGUCUCAUCCUGCAUCUGUUAUCACACAUACCAGAGAUAUCACAGUUCGCUGACUCAGUAAAUACACAAACCACCAGCACUGGAAAACAACUCAAUCAAUAGUUCCAUAAUAAUAAGAUAUUGAGAUAUUAAACAUUAGCAUUAUCUAGUGGACUGAAAAAAAGCAAUUGAGUUUAUGAGAUUAUUAUUCUCAUUCACCAAAAAGCUAGAAAACAGCUUGUCACACUAAAUCUUUAUUUCUCAUGACAUUAAAUGUUUGAUCGUGAUCGACUAAUGCCUCACUUGCAUAUGCAUUAGCAUCCUAAAGAUAAAGCCACUUCAGUGAGAGAAAGGGGGCCUCACAUACUUUCUUCAUGACAUAGUUGUAACUGAUUUUGUUUACCAAAAAGUUAAUAAAAGUUUUUGCACUGUUGGACUGCACUUAAAAUCCAGUUGAAACUUUUUUGUUGCAGAUGUUUUGGCUCUACAAACAGUAGAAUGGAAACAAUCAGUGGUAUAAACACCUUUCAUACUUUGAGCAGUUUAAAUCUCACAAACACCUUUACUAGAUUUCACACUGGGUAAGGUAAAAAUAAGCCAAACGAGAGAAGGUUAUUGAAAGAGAUUGUUGUUUAAAGACCAAUAACUUCAUACAUUCUGUUUUUUGUGGUGACCUCCAGUAUCCCAGACGUCUGUCUGAAUUUCCAUGCUGGCCAUCAAAGAUGUCACUCUCUUUAUGUUAGGCCUUAAUGUGUUUUAAAGCAGUUUUAAACAGGGUUUAUUUAUUGAGUGAAUAUAACAUGCACCACACCUUGUCUUUUGCUUUCUCGUCAUACCAAAAUGGUUAGCUUCAGAGAGUUUUGCAUUGCAGUUCACUUGAGAUUAACUAUUUUUGUGUGAGAAUGUACUAACUUAAUUUUAAGAAACACUGUACAGAUAACUGAUAUUUUUUUUUCUUUGUAUGCUGAUAUUUCCUUUUUGUAAAUGCUUUGAGCGCUGUGUAAAGGAAGCCGGCGUCUUGCUUGCAGAUGUGACUUUGUAAAUGUACUCAUCCACUGCUAGAGGAGAAGCUGUGUCCAUGUGUGAGGCCAGCGGAGAUGGAGGAUGUAAAUACUGUAAGAAAUACUGUGAAGAGCUGACUGUACAGUGAUCCUUACACCUCUGUAGGAGUGGCAAGAAGAAUUAUUUAACAGUUGUCAGGAAAUAUUUCCAUUAAAAUGUAUAAAAUUAUAAUAAAAAAUGUAUGUGUGCUUUUGA
Centropristis striata (black sea bass) is the source of this 7902-nucleotide messenger RNA. RefSeq names its product ethanolamine kinase 2 (gene etnk2). Bases 237 to 1319 code for a protein of 360 amino acids. Gene Ontology annotation, cellular component: cytoplasm. Gene Ontology annotation, molecular function: ethanolamine kinase activity. The record is from RefSeq and is a predicted model, not a curated record. The transcript has 9 exons. NCBI's taxonomy places the organism in Eukaryota, Metazoa, Chordata, Actinopteri, Perciformes, Serranidae. Gene Ontology annotation, biological process: phosphatidylethanolamine biosynthetic process.